UCGUAGCUAGAGAGCCUCCCGUGACGUUCGGAACUCUGAAUGAGACUAUUACAGAACAAACGAAACCGAAUCGAACCAAACCGGCCAGAGAGGGCAGGGCCAAGGGCCUAGGCGUGCGCCUUAGCUCUGUCCGUACUGACCCGGAUGGGGGUCCAACUAAGGACAGAGGCGGGGAAGUGGAGACACUGCGAGGACGACUGGAGUAGGCCACCUGAAGAGCCGCUCACCGUCGUCGGGCAGGGCCUGGGGAGGGCAAAGCUCUGGACCCCGGGCGGGCAGGACGACAAGGGACCUCCGGGCUCCCACACUACGAAAGUGAAGAGAGUGCCUUUUCCUGUCGGUCCCCCGAGAGCGGGGAACCGAGCCGCCGGAGAACCGGCCGCUAGGGCUCGUCCGGCGGCCGAAGAGGUUAAGCGGCUCAGGGCUGGACGUGCCGGGACCCGGGCGGGAUGCGAGCGCCGGAGUUGCUGGGUCCCGCCAAGAGCCGCAGAGACCAGCCCGGAGAAACUGGAAAAACCCUCCGCACUGGGACGCCGUUUCCGCGUGUCGCCAGCCCCAGACCGUAGGGCUCUCUCCCUGGCGGUCUCCGCAAAGGUGCACCGUGACUUUGGGGAGGAACGUUUGGAUGCCGAGUUUGUCAAGUUGGCUGAGGACUCCAGUAAUUCCCUUCAACCUGAUCUUAGUUUCAUAAAUAAUUUUCGCAAGCCAGAGAAGCUAGCAAAGGCAGAGAAGAGGUUUAAAGAAGAGGCAGUAGUGGAAAUGAUGAAGCUAGACAAGCAAAUCAAAAAACCUCAAAUCCGACUAGAACCGUUAGCGGAGGAAACCAGGCAGCUGCUGGGGAAAAACGUACGUGUCGAGGAGGAAAACCAGUUCUUUCUGGAAUACCUGACCAAGCAAACAAAGGAGUCUAGACAGCGAACCGAGAAGCUGUGGAACUACUAUUCACAACAAAGUGGGCAGAUUGAACAAAGGAGACGAGAAUUAACCUCCAAACAUGCAGGAAAAAAUUCAGCGCUUAAAACAGAGCUCUUGCAGAAAGAAAAGAUCGUAUGCAAUUUGAAUAAGCAGUUGGAGGCAAUGAGGGACGUUUCGAUAGUAAAGGAGAAACAGGAGAGAGAAAUUCAGACACUACAGCAGGAGAUAAAGAAAACCCUCGCUGAGACAGCUGCAAAGAAACGGGCCAUGCUGGUCCAGUUCGUCCAGGGAAAAGCACUACUGGAGGCACAACUGAGUGAGCUAGAUGCAAGGCAGCUGGGAAAGAGACCAACAAAGCAGCUGAAGAGCAAGAACGAGGCAUUGGAGAGGGCAGCAAAGCAGUACACUUCCUUGUUCCACAGUAGCAUUGACAGACAACACCAGCAGUUACAGAACAAACUACCACAGCUAAUUCAGAAAGGCCAGAAGUUGGAGGCUACUCACAGCCGUUUAAAGAAGCAGCAGCAGCAGCUGCAGCAAGAUCAGUGGUACCUAGAGUGCUUAAGCUGGGGGAGGCAACGGCUGCAUGAAAGGCGUAAUCCGUGCCCAAAAGGACAAGGUGCUCCAAAGACCAUACUGAACCCUGCCCUAGGCACCAAAUCAAGGACGCACCCAAAGUAAUUCCUAGAAUAACACGAAGUCAGGAAUGGAGCAAGGGUUCUUAGGUGCUACGUAACAUAAACCAGGUUAGGAAGGCUUGGGGAUCUCAGGGUGCUGUGGUUAAGUAUCCAUCGUGAUGUGUUAGUGUGAAGGAUUAGGUGUUCUUCUCCAGCAGUACUGCUAGAUUAUUUGUGGGACUGGCUUCUCUUAAAGUUAGGUUUUUCUUUAAUUAGCUCUUGGUAAUAAAUGGGCUGUUCCUCACACCUCCAGAUAACCCAGUACCAUUUGUCAAAAACCCAGAAACUACCUCAAGAAAACCACCUUGAGGGCUUCCCUGGUGGCGCAGUGGUUGAGAGUCCUCCUGCCGAUGCAGGGGACACGGGUUCGUGCCCCGGUCCGGGAGGUUCCCACAUGCCGCGGAGCGGCUGGGCCCGUGAGCCAUGGCCGCCGAGCCUGCGCUUGCGGAGCACAGGGUUGCAUCAGACCGAAACUCUCCGGACCACCCAGUUCCAGAAACUGACCUGGAGACUUUCCGGACCACCCAGUUCUAGGAACUGACCUGGGGACCCUUCACCCGGCCCAGCCUUCCCGCCUUUUGAGGGGCGGGACUAGCGGUCCCAAGACUGAUGUAACCGGCACCAGAUAUUGCCACGAUACCCGAAGAGACCACCAAAUAAGGAAUACCCUGCACCCUCCCAGAUUCACCACACCCCUUUCCCUUCUUACCCUAUAAAAUCUUGCCCAACCCUCGCCCGGGUGCGACUUCUCUGGCCCCUUUCUCUCGGACCAGUGAACCUCGCCAGGGAGCGCCCCCUAACAAAGCUCACUUGAAGCUUUCCUCUGUUUCGCGAUGCCGUUUGUUAAGAUCCGACCUUACAAAAACCACCUUGGGGCUUCCCUGGUGGCGCAGUGGUUGAGGGUCCGCCUGCCGAUGCAGGGUACGUGGGUUCGUGCCCCGGUCCAGGAAGAUCCCACAUGCCGCGGAGCGGCUGGGCCCGUGAGCCAUGGCCGCUGAGCCUGCGCGUCCGGAGCCUGUGCUCCGCAACGGGAGAGGCCACGACAGUGAGAGGCCCGCGUACUGCAAAAGAAAAAAAAAAAAAAAAGAAAAAAAAAAACCACCUUGAGGAAAUGACAGGAAAAUAGUUGUGUGGUGUGUUUCACCUAGCUAAGUUAGGUUUCUUUAUAGAAAAAGCCCCCUGAAGAAUAGCAUUUCAGAUUGUUAUAUUCUGCUUUCUGCUCUGUAAACAACCAAUGUCCAUGUAUCCUCACUUCUUUGGCCACCUUAGCACACAGUGUUUUUAAGCUCUUUGUAAAGUUUGUGCUGGUGAUCAGGUAGCUGCUUCUACAGUUUUCUCAUGAUUGAAAAACUCUUAACAGCAAGUGUAAUAAGCCUUAGGCAGAGUAACCUUCUGUCUGAUGCUCAGCCCAUACCAUUUUUGCUUUGUGUAAACUGUGUGAAGGGAAGAGAAGAUAGAGGUAUGUAUACCUGGUCAGUUUUCUGUGGAGAAAUACCUCUAGCCUGAAUGAGGUGACUGAGUGCUUCUGCCUGUUUUAGGAAAAUGUAUCAAAAGAAAGUUUUCAUAUAUUUGGAGAACUUUCUAAAGAGUCUUUUGCCAUCUCUUUCCCAGGCAACAUCCUCAAUUUCUAAGAUGACAAAGAUGACUGAAGUUUCGAUAGAGUGAGCACUUUAGCUUUAGGUCACUUAUUACGUUUUUACUGCAUAAGCACUUCCUAGUCCUUGAAAUGCGUUUUGUUAUUCAUGUGUACCCUCUUUAUGCCCCUUCAGUAGAACUAGGAGUAGUAUUUUAAAUUAAUAUAGACUUUUAGGGUAGUUAUAUUUUUGGCACUUAGGACAUACUGAUGGUUAGAUCGGGGAUUUCUUUGAAUGCUGAAUCCUGGUACAGAAAUACAGCCUGAUAUUUUAAUGUUGCUCCUUUAUGGUAAAACAGAAUCAACUUAAUAUUUUCAAGAAAUUGUCAGUGAUGAAAAAGUUCAUAAUGGUUUUCCCAGAUUUCAGUUUUAUUCAUAUGUAAAAUGAAUUCUUGUACAAUUAGAUUCAGAAAAGGAUUCUGCCUCAAUGUGCCUUAACUUCUAGCUUUAACAACUUUUCUGUUAAAUGUGUAAUGUCUCGGUUCUUAAAAUUUUGUUGUUAUUGAAAAUAA
Molecule: messenger RNA, 3737 nt
Organism: Mesoplodon densirostris (Blainville's beaked whale)
Lineage: Eukaryota; Metazoa; Chordata; Mammalia; Artiodactyla; Ziphiidae
Gene: CCDC121
Product: coiled-coil domain containing 121
Exons: 2
Coding region: 145-1596 (483 amino acids)
Source: RefSeq, a predicted model, not a curated record